ACAUAAUAGAGCGGGAAUAUGAGUGAGAAUGUCCCGCAAGUGGUAGUUGCUCCACUACAACAGCAACAACAACAACCGCAACCGCAACAGCAGCAACAACAACAAGCACAGCCAGCAGCUCAGCUACCCAAUUUCAAGGAAGAUGAAAAGAUGCCACUAUUUCUCAUCAAACUGUGGAGCAUUGUCGAGGACCCUAAUUAUCAGCAGAUUGUUCGAUGGGAUGACUCUGGAUAUAGCUUUCACAUUAUCGAUCCAUAUUCAUUCUGCCGAAAUGUUCUACCGCAUUUCUUCAAGCAUAAUAACUUGAACAGUCUGAUACGACAACUGAAUAUGUAUGGGUUUCGGAAGAUGACUCCGGUAGAUCGAGGUUCAUUGACACGGACUGAGUCUGAUCAGGACCAUCUUGAGUUCAGCCAUCCUUAUUUCAUUCGUGAUCAUCCAGAGUUCUUGGUCAACAUAAAAAGGAAGCAAUCAUCGCGAACCACAGAAAACUCCGUGAAUGGCGUACAUGCACAGGCGAGUCUUCAGUUGGUCAUGGAGGAGUUGCGGCAGAUGCGCGAGAAACAACGUGCCAUGGAUAAUAAAAUGCAUGAGUUAGUCAAGGAAAACGAACAACUUUGGGAACAAGUCACACUUUUACGAGCCCAGCACAAUCGGCAGCAGCAAGUUGUUACCAAGCUUGUACAGUUCCUCGUUGCUAUGAUGCAGCCAAAUUCGACAGCAGCCAAGCGGGUGAUGAAGAGAGGUGUUUUGGCUAUUGAUGAGCCACCACAGAAGCGUAUGCGAAUGAAUGCCAACUCGAGCUCGAACAAUAUCAACUCCCUGACGGAUAUUUUGGAUCGUCUUCAACGAGAAAUGCAGGACAUUGGUGGAAUACGGGGUGUCGCGGCGGCAGCUAGCCGUGGCGAUGGACCCAUUAUAGCUGAUGUGACUGAUGAAUGGGUUCCUGGUGCUUCCUCUUCUGGAAGUCCGCAAAAUCCCCAAAAUCAAAUGGGACAAAAGAAUAAGCAACAGUAUGGUACCAACGGAUAUAAUGUGUCGUAUGCUUCACCACCCGCACAGCAACCACCCACACCUUCUCCAAGUGCCCCGGCAACACUAGGGGUGGCUUCACCAAGAAGGCAACAGAAUGGAAACGUAGUCACAUCAGCCGUACCCACUCCGCAACAGACACCUGGUACUUCGUACUCGUCAGCGAUUACCAUGUCACCCCAGCUAGAAAGGCAGUUCUCACAGGAUUUCCAAGAUUUUCUAAAUGGAAUCGAUCUGAGCAUCGAUAAUUGUCGCGAUCUACUUGGGAAUCACUGGGAUUUCAAUCUUUUUGAUAAUGUUGACACGGGUGAGGAGCAAGAACAAGUCCAGCCAGAAAAGCCGGAACUUGAGAAUAACGUUAACAAUUAUGGAGUUCCAUUCAACAAUGGACAGCAGCAGCUGAGAUACCCGGGACCGCGUUUGGCACUUGAGGGUGGCCCUCUAACGACUACCAGCAACACCUCGACUUUCAACAGCAGUCCGCAGGUGGAGGUGUUGGACGAGACACAUCCCGAAACUCACUCAUCGUUGGAGUUCCCGGACUCAUCUCUAAUGGGAGGUGAGGAUCUCCUAUUCCCAAACACUCCAGUCUUGCUUACACCAUGUAGCAGUCCACGUCCUUAGUGAUGAGUCGUUUAUAUCGUUUAUAGAUUUCUUUUUUACAUUGAUGAUGCUAAAUUAUGCUUUAUUUAUCUACGACUGCUGAUGCAACGGCUUUGAGAACGGUUAGUUGUCUUUUUAUGAAGCGCGCAAUAUACUGUUGGUACUUUCUAGUGUAACUUCACAAUCUCCACGUUUUCUGCCCAUAGUUGAAUUUGCGGGGUGGGCAGUCAAAAAAAUUCCG
This is a messenger RNA of Cylicocyclus nassatus, 1876 nucleotides long. Lineage: Eukaryota; Metazoa; Nematoda; Chromadorea; Rhabditida; Strongylidae. The record is from the annotation of a GenBank genome assembly.